AUGGACGCCUCAGCGGCGCAGAAGCGAUGGGAGUUGGAAAAUGAUGUCCAGGAGGUAGAGAACGUCGACCAGCUGUUCAAGUACGACCCGCGCGAGCAGCGCCACGUCCAGCAGCUGCAGCCCUGGAAACAGAACCCCCACUACUUCACGAAAGUCAAGGUCUCCGCGCUCGCCCUGCUCAAAAUGGCCAUGCACGCCAAGUCCGGAGGCCGCCUCGAGGUCAUGGGCGUGCUCCAGGGCAAGGUCGCGGGCGACACCUUCGUCGUGCUCGACACCUUCCCUCUGCCAGUCGAGGGCACCGAGACGCGCGUCAACGCGCAGCAGGAGGCGUACGAGUACAUGGUGGGCUUCAAGGAGUCCUCGGAGCGCGUGGGGCGGCGCGAGCAGGUCGUCGGGUGGUACCACAGCCACCCGGGGUACGGGUGUUGGCUGUCGGGCAUCGACGUGAGCACGCAGCUGGAGCAGCAGGAGUACCAGGACCCGUUCCUGGCCAUCGUGGUGGACCCCGUGAUGACGUCCGCGGCGGGAAAGGUCGAGAUAGGGGCGUUCCGGACGUACCCGAAGGGCUACACGCCCCCCGACGAGCCUCAGUCGGAGUACCAGUCCAUUCCCCUGAGCAAGAUCGAGGACUUCGGCGUCCACGCCAAGCAUUACUACCCCCUGGAGGUGUCCUUCUUCAAGUCCCCCCUCGACAAGCACAUGCUCGAGGUGCUCUGGGGCAAGCACUGGGUGUCGACGCUCACCGCGAGCCCCGUGCUGGGCGCGGGCGGCGCGUCGAGCUUCGUCACGGCGCAGAUCCGCGACGCGGCGCAGAAGGUGGAGCUGGCAGAGCAGGCCGCGGGGUCGCGCGGCGGCGUCGUGGGGCGCGGGAAGGACGGCAUGCUCGACAGGGCGGUCAAGGACGCCCGCAAGAUUGCGAUCGAGUUCAGCAAGGCACAGAAGACGCAGGAGAUCCGGCAACAGCUGUUCGGCAGCCUCCAGCCCUGCUCCGCGGGCCCCCAGGCCACGUCCUGA
This is a messenger RNA of Pedinophyceae sp. YPF-701, 1014 nucleotides long. The record is from the annotation of a GenBank genome assembly. NCBI's taxonomy places the organism in Eukaryota, Viridiplantae, Chlorophyta, Pedinophyceae.